This is a messenger RNA of Xenia sp. Carnegie-2017, 2218 nucleotides long. RefSeq lists its product as uncharacterized. Lineage: Eukaryota; Metazoa; Cnidaria; Anthozoa; Malacalcyonacea; Xeniidae. The record is from RefSeq and is a predicted model, not a curated record. The transcript is spliced from 8 exons. Bases 201 to 1847 code for a protein of 548 amino acids.
ACUUCAAUUUUCGAAACAAGUCAGUCGGGCAGGCCAGUGUGAAGACAGUUCAAAGACAUGGUUGCCAUUAUUGUUGCCACUUGGCAGACACGUGAUCACAGGAAGACGUGGGAAGACAACACUACAAACAUCACCUUUGAAGUUUUGUUUCACAAUGUUGAUGUACCAAUGUUCACUCACAUUUAGAUGUUUUGUUUGAAAUGAAUUCCCCAAAGAAAAUGCCACCCAGAAAAGUCAAAAAGGGAGAAGCAAAAAAAUUUGUCUCGGAUGCGCGAUUCACCACCCUUAAAGUGACAAAACGGUUGUCAAUUCGUGAGUUUUUUAAGUCGAAUUCUCUCGAGUUUGCAAAAGGAAAAGGAUUUUAUCAACUGACAAAACCAGAAACUAUUCAAGAUAACAAAGAGAUCGUUGUAAGACGAAAAUCUGAUGGUCAAAUUGUGACAGGUGACGAGGUUCGAGAUGUUCUUGAAAUACCAAAAUCAACAUCAAAAUUCAAAUUGGACCAAGAAAAAGUAAAGGAUUUUGAUGUAUUUGUACAAUCUACAUCUUACAACCGUGUUCUUGUUCCAGAUUCAGAAUUUUUAUAUGAUAAUGGUGACAGUUCUUCUCCUACAGAUGAGAAAGAAAAAAAUGAAGAUACUCCCAAACAACCAAAAGCAUCUAAACGUCAUGCCGACUCAACUGAGGAGAAAGAGAAGAAAGGACAAAGCUCAGAAGAUUACAGUUCAGAAGCCAAAAUUGAAAGUAAAAAACCAAAAUCAGCAGAUGUGUCAGAUGUCAAAGAAAUAGUGUUUUCAUUUGAUACAACUGGUUCAAUGUAUCCGUGCUUAACACAGGUUCGAAGGAAAGUUUCUGACACAAUACAUCGAGUUUUCCAAGAUAUUUUGAACAUUCGAGUUGCAGUCUUUGCUCAUGGUGAUUAUGAAGAUAAACCUUCUACUUAUGACACAAAAUGGCUUGAUUUCACCACAGAUGAAAGUAAACUCUGUAAGUUUGUUGAGGAAGUAACAGCCACUUGUGGAUAUGAUUUUGAAGAAUGUUAUGAACUCGUAUUGAGACAGGUUAAAACCGAGCUUUCUUGGACUCCAAAUUCACAACGUGCUUUAGUGAUGAUUGGAGAUGCUCCACCUCAUGGUCCCUCAUAUCCACUGAAUACCCUUAAAAUCAACUGGAAAGAAGAAGCGAAGGAAAUGUACGAAAAUAUGAAUAUUCAUAUUUAUUCUGUUCAAGCUCUGGGUAAUAAUGCCUCCUCAUCUUUCUACAGUGAACUUGCAAAGAUAACUUGUGGCUGGCAUUUAAAACUGGAUCAAUUUGCUUCAAUUGUUGAUUUUUUAACUGCUAUUUGUUAUCGUGAGCAAUCUCUUGAACAACUUCAGAAAUUUGAAGAAGAAGUAAAAGGUCGAACUAAAGGUGGCGGGAUGAACCGAUCAUUACAUGCAUUGUUUGACACAUUAGCCGGUCGGGAUGUGUCGACAUACAAAGAAACAUCGUCAUGUGACCUCGUGCCUGUCUCUCCUUCACGUUUUCAAAUACUUGAUGUAGAUGAGCGUAUUGAUAUCAAGACAUUUGUGCAACGUAAUAGUCUAAUUUUUCGAACAGGGAGAGGUUUUUAUGAAUUCACAAAGCCAGAGAAGAUAACAGAAAAGAAAGAAGUUGUUUUAGUUGAUAAAGUUUCAGGUGAUAUGUACACAGGGCUCGAAGCUUGUCGAAUGAUUGGUGCAGGUGGUUCAGGCAAAGUUAAACCCAACGAUCUGGAAAAAUGGCGUGUGUUCGUUCAAAGUACUUCAUAUAAUCGCGUCUUGAUGCCAGAUACGGGAUUUCUUUAUGAGGUAGAUCCAGACCAUUAGUUGUCGUAAAAUACGUAUGUAUUUUUAUUUACUAAGUUUUAUUUUACUGUGAAUAUAAUUCCAGUACAUUCAUAUUGCAAAAAGUGUCGGUAGAAUGAUGUAUAUAAUUUUCCUGCUUUCUUCUUUAACGUUGUUGAACACCAAAAUAUGGUGUGACAUCGUAUGAACACAGCAUUUAAAUCAUGGUUUUCUUUAAGGAAAAUGACGAUGACAAUAUGUAGUAUAUAAUUUUUAAAGUAAGUCACUCUGAUUUUUGUUCAAGUAUAUUCUUGUUAUAUAUGUACUUGAAUCAGAUAACUUGUAUUUUAUUCUAUUAUUCGUAGUAUUCAAUUGAAUUGCAGUAUUGUUGUAUAGAACGAUUAGUAUGAGAA